AUGGAAUCUGGAGAGACAAGACAUUUACUUUUGUAUAUUGUUGGCCACCGAAUUUCUCAUGGCUGGAAGGAAGCCAAUGAACCAGUCACCCAGUGGAAAGCCAUCAUUCUAGAUCAACUGCCAACAUAUCCCUCUCUCUAUUUGUUGAAAUAUGAUGGGAUUGAUUGUGUCUAUGGCUUGGAGCUUCACAGCGAUGAAAGGAUUUUAAACCUUAAGAUCCUGCCUAAUAAUGUGCCAUUUCCUCAGGUGACAGACACUCAUCUGUCAAACACCAUAGUUGGCAGAGCAGUGAAACAUACAUUCACGGGCACAAAUGGCUCUAAGGAAGACUGGAAUGGGAUGGUCCUAGAGGAGGUGCCAAUCAUGAAGACCUGGUUCUAUAUUACCUACAAGAAAGAUCCGGUCUUGUAUAUUUACCACCUCCUGGAUGACUCCCUUGAAGGCAACCUCCACAUCAUGCCAGGCUCUAAGGAGGAGUGCAGUGUCAUGGUCCCAGAUGAGGUGCAGACCAGGAUGACCUGUUUCUACAUUGUCAAGGAGAAUGAUCCAGUCCUGGAUUCCUUGGCAGGCAAAGGUGUGCAGUACAACAAAAAAGAUGGAACCCAAGAGAUAGGUAAAAUUAUUUGCCAAGUUCCCACCAAACCUUCUCUGUAUUUCAUCAAGUUUAAUAAUGACUUCCAUAUCUAUGUCUACGAUUUGGCUGUCAGUGGAUUCAGUUUUCCACAUGUCUAA
Messenger RNA from Microtus oregoni (creeping vole), 732 nucleotides. RefSeq names its product spindlin-2-like. The coding region runs from base 1 to 732 and encodes 243 amino acids. The transcript has 4 exons. Lineage: Eukaryota; Metazoa; Chordata; Mammalia; Rodentia; Cricetidae. Gene Ontology annotation, cellular component: nucleoplasm; cytosol. The record is from RefSeq and is a predicted model, not a curated record. Gene Ontology annotation, biological process: gamete generation; regulation of DNA-templated transcription.